AUGGCUUCUCUAUGUGAGAACGUGCUACCUGACAUUCUUGAAAUGAAGGAGGAUUACUAUGAGGAUCCUAGAAAAACUCUUGGUCAACGAGUUCAGUCUCUGGAGACCCAAGUCAACUCCCGCUCUGCGGGCACCAACCUGUUGAGCUCUUUAAGCAGCACAGGCUCUGUGGAUAGAAGAGGCCUAGCCAUUGGCGGUUCUGUGAAUCAGCUCGACGCAGUUGUGGCCAGGCUUGAACGACUGGAGAUGGCUAACGCAUCAUUGAGGGAAGAAGUGGCCAGACUAACUGCUGACGCAGCACCUCAGCCAGAGUUGUCCCCAGCCCCUUCAACAGCUAUGCUUCAACAGCUGAAAGAACGGGUCUCUCAUUUGGAACAAAAAGACAACGAGAAGGUUAACGUGGCGGGAUUCGCUUUCGGAGGAGUGGCGGAUUGUCGACAUUUUCUAAAUACCAAGAUGGUAUUUGACUCCGAGUCCAGUGGUCUCUUUGGUACAGAUGUUGUCUCAAUUGUGGACGGCGUGACAACUGAGGGGGGAGAAUUGCUGCCAACAGAUGUCCUGAGGAGGGACGAAUAUGCAACAAAAGCGGGGUUUGAUAACAUCAUGGCCGCCAAACUGUACUCGUCAAUCCAAAGGCCCAUCCCAAUCCCUCUUGCUGGGAAAGGAAAUCACCCGUUACCGGCCAUCAGUACAUUUGCUAAGUGGGACGAACAGGAUGGAAUGCGAGGACUUCGGUAUGAGAUAACCAGAGGGGUGGACCACGAGGUGAAUCAAACCACUGAAUGGAUCCGAGCUCAGUUAAAACCGCACCCUGAAGCUGUGCUAGUGUUUACCACUCUGGUGCUCGACUCCAAGCAACACUGGAUGGCUAUCUCGACAUUUCUCACUAACCAAAGAGGUAUUUGCAUGCAGCAGAGUGACGACGAGGCUGAGGCUUGGGUGUAUCCGUGUGAAGUUAUCAAGGGUGUGUUCAUGGAGCUUCAUCGCGUUCGAAGUGUGGAUGCAAUGAGAUCGAAACUCGGCCAACUUACCCUUGAUGAUGCAGCAAGAAUGAUGUGGGCUGUCCUGCGGUGCCAUCAGCUAAUGAAUUCCUUUAUUGAUUUGAAAUUCACGGGACAUCCAAAGCUCUCUGGAUAUUCGUUGAGUCAUCUGUUUCGUCACAGAUUGACCCCCAAGAACUUGGACUCUAUGAAGGCACAGCUUUCUCAGUUUCAGAGGGAAAUGACCACGUUCAAUGCUAAGCUGGCCAAGAAGAAGGACAGGGGCGCUUGA
Messenger RNA from Cylindrotheca closterium, 1272 nucleotides. The record is from the annotation of a GenBank genome assembly. Lineage: Eukaryota; Bacillariophyta; Bacillariophyceae; Bacillariales; Bacillariaceae.